UAAAUUCAACAAAAUAAUAAUAAUUCUCUCCAUUUUCAUCCCUUUUUUCAUCUUUUCACAUUGAUCUCCUAAAAAAGUUACCCAAAAAUCUCCAUCUCCCACAACAACAACAAUUCUUCUUUAUUUCUUUUUUUCUUUUUUGAUUUGAUUUACCUUUAUGCCGACUGAAAAAUCCUUACUUUGACGAUGUCGUCCAUUUUAAAUUCUUCCAAUUUGGUGUUCGCCACCGUCAUGGUGGUGUCGAGCACGGCGGUCAUUUUGGCUUUUCUCCGCCAGAACAAACCCGAUAUCUCCCCGCCGCCGCCGCAACUCUCCGACGGAACCACUUCUCGGCAGUCAGAAAGUCCGAUUCUUCGCCCUUGUCUCUCUUCAGGUGGGAAGAAAGAAAGGAAGAAGAAGAAAGUACAAUUUGCAGAGAAUGUGAAGAAGAUGAAAUGUACAGAUCAUGAUCACAUUAGGAAGAAAGAGAGAUCAUCGGCGUUGUCGGCGUCGGCGUCGUCGGCAUCGUCAAGAUUAUUGUUGAAGAAAGUCCAAUGCAGAAAUGCUGGCCGAAAUCAAAUCCCCCAAAAUCGACUUGCUCUUUACAAUGCAAUUCUUAGAGAUCGUUCUCACAGGAUUCAAUUUUCUUACUAAUUUCUUUUUCUCUUUCCAUUCAUUCUUCGUUGCCUGUAAAUAUUCCCCCAAUCCGAUAUCGGUUUUGACGUUCA
Messenger RNA from Benincasa hispida (wax gourd), 707 nucleotides. RefSeq lists its product as uncharacterized. The record is from RefSeq and is a predicted model, not a curated record. NCBI's taxonomy places the organism in Eukaryota, Viridiplantae, Streptophyta, Magnoliopsida, Cucurbitales, Cucurbitaceae.